AUGCAGAUUGAAAUAAAGGAUGGGAGGAGUGAUAACUCUCCUUUGCCCGAAGAAAAGCUAGUUUGGUUAAUUCAAGAAAGUUAUGACAGUUUAAGAGAUGACAAUGAAACUGAUCCUUCAACUAAAUCAAUUUCAAACCUCCUUAUAAAAUUGGUUCUAGAAAAACUUGAAAAGCACUCUUCUUUAUAUAAAUAUAUUGUUACGGUGACGACAUUAGAUAUUGGAGAACUCAGCGGAGGAACCGCCAAUUUCUCAUUGAAGAAUGAUACAGGCGCAUCCUGGCAAUCUAAAAAAGAUGGUAUAUUCAACUAUAAACUGGAAGACGAAAAUGACGCCAAGUGCUAUUUGAUGACAAUUCUUUGGCUGCACAAGUAG
This is a messenger RNA of Saccharomyces paradoxus, 375 nucleotides long. RefSeq names its product Tda2p (gene TDA2). Lineage: Eukaryota; Fungi; Ascomycota; Saccharomycetes; Saccharomycetales; Saccharomycetaceae. The coding region runs from base 1 to 375 and encodes 124 amino acids. The record is from RefSeq and is a predicted model, not a curated record. The transcript has a single exon.